AUGCCGGCUGACCCUUGGGUUGGAACAUGGAGGCCUCACAGGCCGAGAUUGGCGGUUGCAGCUAUGUACAACAGUCCAGGUCCCAAAUACUUGUUGAGAGGACAAACAGGUUUCUGGGAUCAUGAUGUCACAACGAACAGAGCACCUGCUUAUUCCAUGGCCAAGCGGCAUCCAGGACUGAAGGAUAGUGGUACACCUGCACCAAGAACACUGCCAGAAAAGAUGACUCACCAUGGGAAGGACAGUGUUCCCGCCUGGACAAUGGCUCACCGACACAAAGACUACGACCCUGGUAGAACCCCAGGACCAGUUUCUCAUUCUUCCACCUGGCUGAUAAAAGCUCAGCUGUUACAAUUCUUCAUAGCAAAGUCAAGGCCUGACUCCCGUUCACACUUGCUUCUCUGUCCCUCCAUCAGUCACCACCAUCUCAGAGCAUGCUCUCUGGGCAGCAACUGCUCGCACUCCUCACCGUCCCCUGUUGGCAAAAAGGAAGGCCACACUCCAGGGCCAUGUGCAUACAAACACGUUGAUACUGAUGUGUUCAAAAACAGAGCACCUAAAUACACCAUCGUGGAACGCAAUCUGAUUCCAGGAGACACAACAUUGAAACCAGGACCAGCUCGUUACAGGCCAGAGAAUGUGAACUUACAUAAGAACUACCCCAAGUAUACCUUUGGAAUCCACCACUCGGAGUUCCUCGCACCCCUUAUUGUGGCUCCAUCAGACUGAGAGAAAACUACGCAGCCAGCCUCAAUUCCCCAGCAAACUCUUUCCGUCCUGAAUUGCAAAAAUGUCAAUUGUACUUUUAAGAAAUCACUCAUUUAAACAUUUAAUUCUUUUUCUCAUCUCUUGUGUAUGGUGUGAAACCUGGCAGUUUUCUGUAUUAGGGGCUUGGCGUUCAUAUUUAACGCAAUAAAAACACUGGCAGGUGGGGCAAGAUCAGUGAGAGUUGCAGACCUGGAUUUUAGAUAGAUUCCAGGCUCAUUUAUCUUACAGCAACCCGAGUGACAGUAUAAUUAUGACCUUUUGCAACUUCUCAUCUUCCACACAUGGCAAUGGAGUUCUUUCAGAGACCAUGUGGCCAGACUACUCACCAGGGACAGGAACAUACAAGUGGCUUCUGGGCUAUCAUUGUCUUAAUUUGUUGUUUUGCAUUAGCUCUCAAGCCUUGUCUUGGGGGCUGUAUUGAGGAUACCUUCAGCAGAAGCAGGGUUUAUGUCCAGCUCUCUGGUGACAUGGUACCAAAAUGAAAUGUAAUUCGGCUUGGCUGACUGAAUCAACAGUGAAUGUGGUUUUGGAGCAGGGUGGAGGAUGCAGCUGGUCAAACAGGUGCUGCUUACUUCUAUUUCAUCCCCACAGCUUCAUUCCUAUUUUUCUCUCUCUCUCUCUCUAAAAGAGAUUGAGAUUGAUAUCUUGUUCAGAUUGGCUACUUGGCCAAAUUACCAAAUCAGAAAAUAGACCAGCUUAGAUGGAUCAUAGCCCCCAAUGAAGUUAUAGGGGCAGCACCUCUGGAGAUUAGAUAACUUUAACCCAAUGAAUGGGCUGACCUCUUGGGUCACGAAAUAAUUAAAGGUUCAAUCUGUUGGGUUUUUUUAAAAAAGAAUAAUUCAUAUUCCAAAUUAUGUAAUGGAUAAUUAACUAAGCUGCUCUGUGCAAAUGUGCAGAGGGGUAUUAGGUAUGAGAGAGAUCAUGAUUGAAAGGUGUGGUUUAUAAUUAAGCUAAAAGUGGGUGAAUUGGAUAUGGAGCUUCCAAGCCUUUUUUGAAAGAGUGGGAUAAAUUUAUAAUAUGGGAAACCUAAUUAUAUUUUAUUGUUAUGGAUAAGAAACUAAUAAAACAUUUACAUAAAAUCUGUGUGUGCAAGUUACAUAAAAUAAAAAAUAUACAAUUUGAACAUUGCAACAACCUAACAGGACAAGGCAAUUUUCCAAUAUAUCUGAUACUUUCUAAUUCAAUCAUCCACUUCCUAACAAUGUUCCUCAAUCCCACAGAUCCAUUUUCUCGCCUUAAAUUGUAACACUACCAACGCGUUGCUCCACAUCUCUCAGCUCACUAUCCACCUUCGGACCAUUUAUCUGAAACUGAGAACAGCAUACUCUCAUGACUCCACUUGCACACUCUGAAAUAACUCGACACAGGUUGGUAUCCCAUUACCAAGUCAACUUUUAUUCCCACGUGGAGAGGCCCUAAUACUGAUCGAGCUCUUUCAGAGUCAGCUCUCCGAGUGAACAGAAUAUCUGACACUCCUGUUCUUAUCUGUCAGCCAGGGGUCCCUCAGGG
This is a messenger RNA of Chiloscyllium plagiosum (whitespotted bambooshark), 2277 nucleotides long. Lineage: Eukaryota; Metazoa; Chordata; Chondrichthyes; Orectolobiformes; Hemiscylliidae. The record is from RefSeq and is a predicted model, not a curated record.